CUCUCACACUCAUUCACAGACUCAACACAAGACAGAGACCACAUAAACAACUCCCUUGUUUAUAAACACCCAAGAGACUCCUUUGACCUGCAGGUGUGAUAUACACAUUAAGAUGAGAAGGGUGAUGCUUUGAUGUGCAUCAUGAUGCUGAGGGUGGAUCAGAGUGGGAAUGAUGGAGCAGGUGGCCCCUGUGUGCUUUUUUUCCCCCUUCUAGAACUGUUCAGGAACGGGGCCAGCCAGGCAGCAGAACAAUGGGUGUAACCAUGCCUAUGGGCUUCACACCCUGUCCAGCAACACACCACACUCAUCAUGGAAACCGAUGGAAGCCUGUAGUUAUGUGGCGUACGACUCUCUCGUGGUUUUUACGUUUGUUGCGCUCAAUAGAUUUCCCCAUCGUGUGAUCUCACUGUUUAUUCCCAGGCUGACCUAUCCUCUUCUGGGACAGGUAGGAACCAGGCAGGACAGGCUGGGUGUAUUGUUGGGAUGGUGGACUCGGUGCACUGCGUGUGGGUGGGGGUGCAGCAGGGUAUUCAUCCAAGGCUGAGUGAAGAAAGGAUAAUGUGUCGCUUACCUGUGUCCUGUUUACUACGUGAUGCCCAUGAUGAGAAGGAUCCUCUUAAAGAUGUGUGUGUACAGGAGUCCCUCCAGAGCUGUGUCCUCUAUGUCCCUCUCCAUGCGCCCGUCGCGCCGAAUCCUUUCCAGAUCCAUCACUAGGAGCCAGUCCUUUGCUGGGGUCAACUCCUACGAUAAGCCCUACAGAAACCUAUCAGUGGUCAGCACCCUGGGGGUCACCAGGAAGCCCUCCAGAGUCAGCAGGAUGUUCACCCUCUCUGCUAAAUCACCACCGCCCAAGGUGCCCCAGCCUGAGAGGCUAGACGAAGUCUAUGAGGCUCUGAAGAGAGGCUUGCAGUCUUACCUGCAGGUGCACCAGAUGGAGCUGGACAGCCUGAGCCAACAGAUGAGGGAGUCCAAGAGGAACUCUCGCCUGGGGUUUCUCUAUGAGCUGGAUAAGCAAGUAAAAGUGAAUGAGAGGUUCAUGCGACGGCUUGAGUUCCAUCUAAGCAAGGUUGACGAGCUGUAUGAGGCCUACUGUAUGCAGCGCCGGCUGAGGGAUGGGGCCAAUAAAAUGGUGAAGGCUUACACAGACUCCCAGGGCAGCCGCGAGGCCAGAGAGAGCCUCUCGGAGGCCAACAAGGGCUACAAAGAGUACACAGAGAACAUGUGCAUGUUGGAGAGCGAGCUGGAAAACCACCUGGGAGAGUUCCAUGUGAAAAUGAAGGGUCUAGCAGGGUUCGCACGGCUCUGUGCUGGAGACACAUAUGAGAUCUUUAUGAAGUAUGGGCGGCAGCGCUGGAAGCUGAGGGGAAGGAUUGAGAUCAACUGCAAGCAGGUGUGGGACAGCGAGGAUAUGGUCUUCCUGCCUCUCAUCACAGAGUUCCUAUCAAUAAAGGUGACAGAGCUGAAGAGCCUGGCCAAUCACGUGGUGGUGGGAAACGUGUCAUGUGAGACCAAGGACCUGUUUGCUGCUCUACCCCAGACGGUGGCAGUGGACAUCAAUGACCUGGGGACCAUCAAACUGAGCUUGGAGGUCACCUGGAACCCCUUCGACAAGGAUGACCAAGCUUCGACCGCCAGCACAGUCAACAAACCCCCCACGGUGAACAAACGCUUCUCCACCUACAACCAGAGUCCUCCUGAUACCCCCUCCCUACGGGAACAGGCCUUCUAUAAUAUGCUGAGGAGGCAGGAAGAUAUGGAGAAUGGCACAGCAUGGUCUAACUCCUCUGAGUCAUCAGAUGACUCAUCCAGCCCUCAACUCUCCCUGGGGCUGCGUCACGCCAACAAGAACCUGAUCCAGCCAGAGGUCAAGGCCGCCACACCCUCCAUUGAAAUCUCCUUUGCCCUCCGAGACACUGCCACCUCCACCCCUACCCGCUUAGCCAAACCGGAGGAUGUGCAGGAGGAGACACAGAAGGAGGAGUCAGACAUUGGGGCAGCGGGGAAAGAUGAGGCUUCUGGGAAACAGGCAGUGCCUAAUGGCCACGCCCGCUACUCACGCUCACUCAGCCAUAUCAGUGAGAACAGUGCCGAUGGCGUACUGAUAGACAGGUCAACCAGCGAAUUUGUGGAGCCCUCUGAGGUCACCUCCCUGCAGUCUGGGAUCUGUAUAAACGAUAUUGAGAUGGUGAUGCCUGCCAGGGCAGAGUGGGCCCUUAUCCCAGGAGAGACUGUGGCGGUCAGAGACCCCCCUGAGCAACCCGCCCCAACUACUGUGCCCUUGGAGGAGAGCAGGCCGGAGAGCAGGUAUUCUGCAGUGUCUAUAGAGUCAGACACAGGGUUAGAGGUUGUUUCAGGGGCUGUUUCAGAAGUAGAGCCAGAACUCCAGAGCUCUGCACCCACUAGGACUGAUGCAAUGUAUCAGCAAGGUGCCUCUCUGAAUCCCAGACCAGACUCACAAGCACAGACUCGGAGCACAGACGGCAUAUCAUACAGUGCCUACAGGGCAGUGGUGGUGGAGACCAAGAAGCCUGAGGCUGUAGUAGAGGCCAAGCCCACAGAGGGUGAGAAGCAGCAGGCUGUGGACAGUGGAAUUGAGGAAGCCCUGAGUGCAGUCAUCUCCUCUCUGGAUGACUACAGGGGACAGUUUCCUGAGUUACAGGUCCUGGAGCAGGAGUUACAACUACUGGAGGAGACAUUAACAUGUGUUCUGAAGGGCCGCACCUGCAGUCGUUCGUCCAGUGUCCAGAGUCUGACGGUGGAGACAGCCCUGGGCAGCUUUGACUUUCUCAACACCUCAGACCUGGAGGAUGAACAUGAGGAGAACUGGGAGAAGAGGAGUGUGACGGACAGUGAGCACCACAGUGCCCCUGGCAGGCCAUCAGAGGAGAGGGCAGGGAGAGAUGACGACUGUGAGAAGAGAUGCUGGGAGUCCCCCUCCUUUGGACCUGUGAGCACUGGCUGCCAGGCUCUAGACCACGCCCUACUGGUUCAUCUGAAGAAUUGCAGCGCCCAACUUCUGAGGCUGGGGACCUUUGGGCCUCUGCGCUGUGGGGAGAUGUAUGCUCUGGACCGCCUACUCAGGGAGGCCCGCGUCCUCGAGCUUAUCAGACACGUUGCCAAGGAGACCCCUGGAGGAGCCACUCAGGCAGAUGAGGUUGUUCCCCAGUUAGAACAGUGCCAUGGGGCAACAUUGCUAUGGCAGCAGUGUACAGACAAUGGCAGUGUGUACAGCACCUCCACAGAGGCUUUCCUCACAGCACUGGCCGCUGCUUACACCAACAGACUGCCCGAGAGAGGAGCCAGCCUGGCAGACACAGUGUUCUUGCGUCUGGUGGAGAGGAUUCUGGAGAGGAGGCUGCCCAAGCGUGGGGGCGGGGCAGCCAGAGAGAUGCUGACUCUCUUCCAGUUCUGGAGCUACCUGGAGGCAGAGGGAGUGAGCGAGCUGGACACACACAUCACUGAACUGGCAGAGGAGGUCUGGCUGGUUCAGAGCCUGCAGUCAGGAGACCAGGAGGUGCUGGUGAAGGCCCUGAAGAGGCCACCAGAGAACAGCCUGAAGAGGGAGGGGAUGCAUGCUGUCAGCCUGCUGCUCAGGGACCCGCGGGGGAAGGUGUCUGCCUCAGCUAGCUCCCUGCUCCGGAGCCUCGCCAACCAACCACGCCAUCGAGAGAGGGCCCUGGUAAGCUGUCUGGAGCUUUUGGAGAAUGAAAGCAUGGAGACGAGAGUGUGUGGCUGUAAAGCACUUGCAUGUCUGAAGGCCAAAGAGAGCAUCGACCAGCUGGUCUAUCUCUGUCGAUCGGACAAGGAGGACGUGAGGGAUGCUGCCAAACAAGCUUUGUUGGUGCUUGGUGAGGAGGGGAAGUUGGCCCACAGACACGUUGAGACAUCUCUGCAGGAAGGAGUUCCACGUCUCUUCUCCCCUGGCAGCAUGGCCAGCACCGCCUUUUAACGCCACCACAAAGGAAUACUGAUACCGUCAUGCUAAUGUCAACACACUAUUACAGAGCCAUUAUCAUGCCACACACACACAUCAAAAUAUACACUGUAAAAGAGGGUGCAAUACACCGAUGCAAAAAGGUUGCUGUCACAUGCGCUCACUAACAAUGGGAUGACAUCUACAGCUUGACAUAAAGUCAGUGAACUAAACUCAAAUAUUACCAACCUGUGUGUAAAUAAGUGACAACUACUCAUGAACUGUGGAUUUGUAGACACGAUGAAGAGGGGUGGAAAGUGUUUUACUGCCUUACAGUACAUUUUGGCCUGGUGGUGUUGCCUUCUGAAUCAUGUAUGCACAGCUAGGAUGAUGAAUGGAUAGAAGGACACACCAGUCAUUGUGUCAGAUCAUUGCAUGGAUAGGACAGUGGGAAAGUAACAGGUUGACUUUUCAGGGGAAAUCCACUUUUGAUCUGCUGUAUUUGUAAUGAAGCUGGUUUUCUGAUGGUCUGUGCGGAGAAUGUCAGUGUGUGGAGAAUGUCAGUGUGUGGAAGGAGUAAUGAAGUAAGUCAUGGGGGUGGAAGGGAUUUGGUUGUUCCUCAGGAGAUGAUGGUGGUGCAGUUCCACAUUCUUGGACCACAGUCUGAUGAAGUCUGGAAAAAGUUAUUACAGUGCCAUCAUUCCAUACUAUCAUUCUAUGCUUUAUGUAAAUAUAUUCCACUGGAAGUGUGCAUGUUAUAUAAUUGUGUUGUAAUUCACUUGCUAUUGUUGAAACAGUCUACUGUAGGUAAAUUCAUCGUGCACUUCCUGAGACUUGUGCCACUGGCGAUAUAACUGAAGAUUAUUUCAGCUGUAUGGGUGGUUAAGUACUUUUAUUAUUGUCAUUAUUAUUGAAAACUUAAAACUGUUGUGGACUUUGCCUUUUUGGAGCAGAAAACUUCUCACUGAAACAGACAACCAAACUGCUUGUGCUGUGUGGAAUGUAUAGUGUGGAAUCAGGGUAGGAUGAGAACCUGCAUUCAUUCUAUAUUAUUUACUUUGUAGGGUCAUCAGUUAUUCAGAGGAGGCUGGUGUAAGGAGUUAUAGGAGGACAGGCUCAUUAGAAUGGCAUAUAUGGAACCGAGUCAAACGUGGUCUCCAUAUGUGUGAUGCCGUUCCAGUUAUUACAGCCAUCACAAUGAACCCGUCCACCUAUAGCUCCUCCCACCAGCCUCCUCUGGUUUUAUUGUACAGGAGUUAAUAACAAUGGACAACUUAAAAAGCUUCUUCAGUGUAUAAGUGCCUCAAGUAAUGAGACAUGAGAUGAAAUACUUUAAUGAAGAGAUGCAGUGCUAAUACAAACAAUGCAGAAAAGUAUAUUUUCCUUAUGACUCAAAUUGUGCAGCAAAAUAAGUGAUUUUCUUUAGAUAUCUUUUUUCUAUAAAAGUAUAUUGACUGGCAAAUAAAUAUCUUGCCUGGCAUCAAAUGUAAACAAAUUAAUAAAAUUGUGUUCAAAAAUG
Messenger RNA from Salmo salar (Atlantic salmon), 5432 nucleotides. RefSeq names its product rho family-interacting cell polarization regulator 1. Lineage: Eukaryota; Metazoa; Chordata; Actinopteri; Salmoniformes; Salmonidae. The record is from RefSeq and is a predicted model, not a curated record.